Molecule: messenger RNA, 1909 nt
Organism: Cydia fagiglandana
Lineage: Eukaryota; Metazoa; Arthropoda; Insecta; Lepidoptera; Tortricidae
Exons: 2
Coding region: 897-1253 (118 amino acids)
Source: RefSeq, a predicted model, not a curated record
UUCUGCCAGAUGAGGGUAACUUUUAAGGCUCAUACAGAAAGUGAUUAUUACAGAGUUUCUAAAGAAUCCAGAGGCAAUAGAGGAAUACAGAGUGUAUAUUGACAAAAUAUUGAGAUCCAGCCACAAUGUGAUGUGUUGCCUCGACAACGAUGACGCCCAUCCCGUCAUAAUGGGCAUCUCCAUAGUCAACCUCGCCUCCUCAGCAUAUUGGGAACUGGUAAACAGUAAACACUUUGUUAUUUUAUUUUUCCUUACAGUAUCUGCGAAAAAAAUUUAUUUUAGGUACAGCGAGCUGCAAAAGUGCAUAUAUAUGUAGGUGCGUUAUGAAUUCAGUUUCAUGGAAGGUGGCCAUGCACUUUUGCGGUUGGGUGUAGGUACAUUUACUAUUGAAGUAGAAGUUCAUCCGCACGAACGCAAAUAUCCACGCACGCACGCACUCACGCACACACUCACAGAGAGGGAGAGAAACUUAUUCGAAAAGAAUACAUACUGCGGUAUUCGAACUUCCAGAUAUUCACAAGAGACGACACGUACUAGAUCCAAUCUAGAUACGUUAUAGUAUAGAUAUCAACUAGUUCUCUUUUGCAGCGCAAUUUGGGCAACCAGUGUCACUUUUACGUUAGAUAGAGUAUGAUAUCUAUUAGAUGUGAAUUAGAUCUCUAAGUCAUAUCCUGUGGAAAUCGUUCAAGAGUAUCUCCAGAAUCGCGCAAAUGUCAAAUUUGACAGGUUAGAUCUUAUACAUAUUGUUAUCGUAUCUUGGUGAUGUCUACAAGAUGUCUAAUAGAUGUCUAUAUCAUAAUCCGAAUCGGGCCCCUAUAUUUAAUUAUUGGUAGGAGUGAUUGUUUUUUUUUCAGACUGCUGGUAAAGGAACACCAGAAGCGGUAAAAAUUAGUAAUAUGUACGCGGACUGUAUCCAAGCAUGUGACGUCAUGAAGGUGUUCAACCUCACGUCUUACUAUUCCGACAAAUCUAUAUUAGUACUACCGGAAUACAGAGGACUCGGAAUAGCAGAAAAGUUUCUGACAGUUAGACGGCUGAUGUGUGCAGCGCACGGCAUCUCCGUCACAGCAGGCUGGAUGACCGCCACUGCCACCCAGAUCGCGGCCAAGCGCGACGGCUGGGAGACCAUCCAUGAGAUCCCUUAUGACUUCUUCGCACGCAAGUACAACGUCACCUUCGAAAACAUUCCGCCCACGGUUAAACUCAUGGUGGGCAGGCCUGAUCCAGAUAACCCUGCUGCUAUUGAAGCCUAAUACAAUUAAUAUUAUACGAAACCUCUCUUUUUUGGACUGCGUCACUCAUUAGCGUUGCGUUGCCUCACCUUUGAAGCUAGGGAUGCUAUUAAUUGUCCUCAGAUACCUACUCCCGAAAUACAUGAACGGAUUUGUUCAGAUGGAUCUCAGUAAGACAAAAAUAUAUGAAUAGCUAUUUCGUACGUUCACUGCGGUAGGGGGUCUAAAAACUUUUACGAAGUAUGGUUAAUUACGAGUAAAUCUAAUUGUCGCAACGAAGGUGUUAAGAUAACGAUGGCCAGAUCGCGGUCAGAAUACAAACAUGGAUUUCUGACUUAACAGAAUUUAAAUUCAGUAUCUUACUGUAGGCUGUAGGUAUGGUAGGCUAAGGUUAUAAAUGUUAUAAUUACGGUCGACUUGAGCGACCGUCGCUAUGAUCUUUAAUCGGUAUUAUGAUGUGUAAUUAGAUUCUAACCUGUAACCCUCAGUAAAACAAUUUAGCGUGCCCGUGGCACGAGCAUUAAGUCUUACGAUAAUAAUUACGAAGCAACUUGUGUUAUUAUAUGUAUGAGUACUUACGGUUUACACUCCGGAUCUAAUUGUAAGAAAUUAUUCUGGAUACAAAAUAGUAGACUAUACAACAAGGGCAUACUCAUAAAAUGGGCAUUUAUGCCCGA